AUGAGUGUUUUUUUUUUGUUACAGAAUGCACCAAAUCAGGAGCCAGUAUAUAGAAAAGUAGCAGUUGUUGAAAAUUUCUUCGAUAUAAUCUACACAGUUCACGUAGAGUUGGAAGGAAGACCGGGCAAGCACGCGGGACAGAAACGUACUUAUAGAACUAUAACGGAAACCUACGCAUUCCUCCCUCGAGAAGCAGUCACGCGUUUCCUUACCGGAUGUGCUGAAUGUGCUCGGCGCCCGCGCAGUGCUUCACCCCCUCCCCUACCCACCCCAUCCCCCUCUCCCACCAGACACCCUACUUACCUCCCUUUUCUCCCUCACUGCCAACCAGAAUACACUAGAAACUGGGAAUCAGAAAUAGAUGCAGCGCAAAACUACGCUUUCGAACCUAAAUAUGACUACACAGAUCUCCAACCGCUUAAAAAAGUUGAUAGUCCUAAGCCGCCUGAGGAAGAAGAACCUACAUACAUUGAACUAACUACUAAGAAAACCAAUGGCUUCGAUACUCCUAUUUUUAACACUGAGCCCUUCAGAGAAGAGCAGCCAGUGCGAACUGAUCCAGAGAUCGAUAAAGAUGACAGUGUAAUUGACGUUGAAGACGUCCAACCUGACAGUCCACCACCUUUGGUACCAAAAGAAGAAAUUCAAGAAGAAUCCAAUGAAAAUAUCAAAACAGAAGAAGAAAAUGAUAAAACUGAUAGGAAAGAGAAGAAAUAUAAUCCACUAGAUGUCGUUAACCUAACAUCGAAAGAUCCCCCAAAAUCAAGGUCUCCUCCGCGUAAAAAAUUGCUUCCCUCGAGUAUCGAGUAUCCACAUUCAUACAGCAGAUUUCCAAGACCGUGGAGGCCAGAUGGCGGUGUUUUCUACGGCGAUGACGUGGACUACAGCGUGCCGAUCACUACUGCGUAUUUGAAGCAUAUGAGAAGCAUGGGGUGUCACGAUCGCAUGGACUUGGACAAUAAGAGUUUAGGUUCGACCUUUUCCACCGCGUUUCUCCCUAAGGGUCAGUCAGACCGUAAGAGGGUACGGUCCCUUCGACCCCCGAAAGUGCCUCCCCAUCGCAGUGCGACUUGUAAGAUUGAUUGGGGCUCCUUCAGUCCAUUGCUGCCCCCCUGCGGGAUAUUCGUCCCUCCUUCUUUUUUCUCGGAUACUAAAGACAAGGUUUUA
Messenger RNA from Brenthis ino (lesser marbled fritillary), 1167 nucleotides. The record is from the annotation of a GenBank genome assembly. NCBI's taxonomy places the organism in Eukaryota, Metazoa, Arthropoda, Insecta, Lepidoptera, Nymphalidae.